Cannabis sativa is the source of this 5204-nucleotide messenger RNA. RefSeq lists its product as uncharacterized. The coding region runs from base 3105 to 4892 and encodes 595 amino acids. The transcript is spliced from 11 exons. Gene Ontology annotation, molecular function: cysteine-type peptidase activity. The record is from RefSeq and is a predicted model, not a curated record. NCBI's taxonomy places the organism in Eukaryota, Viridiplantae, Streptophyta, Magnoliopsida, Rosales, Cannabaceae. Gene Ontology annotation, biological process: proteolysis.
UAUAAUCUCACACAUUAAUACAUAUUUUAAUUUUUUAGGUACAAUAACUUUUUAACUUCAAUUUUUUAUUAAAAAAAUAAAAAAAUAGCAUCAAUGCUACAACAUAACAUCCAUGCAAAUUUAUUUAGAAUGACAUCCUCUGCUCUCCAAUAGUAUAGCAUCUUAUUGGAGAACAUUGUCCCAUAUGGAUUAAAUGUAAAAGUAUUGAGCUAUAUAUAAGAACAUGAGCUACUCCACUCAUUGCUAGCAAGUGAUCCUGAUUAGUGGUUAAAAAUACACUUUUAUUUAUUUUAAAUGAUAAAAUAAAUUGAGUUUUAAUUGAUAUUUCAUGAAAUUAUUGUAAUAUAUUUUAUAAAUGAAAAUAUUUGAUUUUGAUUCAAUUUAUGUCUUUCUUGUAGGAAUUAAAGUGUAUUUUUGUUGAAAGAAAGAGGAAGGAUCAAAGUUGAAAAGAAAUGAAGAAAAAAAUGGCAUUUUUGUUGAAGUCCAAAGCAACCCAACCCAAAAAGGUCAAGCCUAGCCCAUGAAGCUCAUCAUCAAUUUUGUCUCUUCUAAAGCAUGUGAUGCAAUGAUGAUAAGCUUAGGUUAUCAUCAACUCUAUUUUCCUCUUCCACACUCAACAUUCAUCCAAAGAGCAGAAGACAAAAUCACAAUGAUAACAAAAAUAAUAUUAAUUUUAUUUUUGAUUUGAAAUGUCAAAUUUAAUCUUAAUAUUUAUUUUAUAAUCCCAAAUUUUUAUUUAUUUAUUUUUAGUCCUUUUAUAGCUCUAUAAAUAGGAGCUCAUUUUAGUAAUUUGGAGUGUAAUUUUUUAGUGUAGAAAAAACUAUAGCAAAAUUCGCUCAACUUUUCUUCUCAUCUUUUCUCUUUAGAAAUUUUAUGAGAAUGAUUAGCAUAAUGGCCUAAUCUUCCUUGGAAGGUUAGGGAUGAUUCCAUAUGCAAAGUGAGGUUAUUUUGUAUCUUUGAUUUACUUUUUGUUGUAAUAUUUAUUUGAGUAAUGCAAGUUCAUAUUCCACUUUUAUUUUUAUAUUCUUCUUCCAUCUAUACUAUCUAUGCUAUUAUAUACCAAAUAUAUAUAUAGACUUAGUCAUGCUCUUUCUAUAUAUUUUUAUUUAGUGAUUAUAGUAAGGCCAAAGAUGUAGUACCUCAGUUGGCAUUUGAGGUUUUCAACACCUCAACAGAUUGUGACCAUUGGAUGAUAAAACAAAUUAAAUGUUUGGAAUCUAAGAGUGAGGAAUUAUGUACUGUGUAGUAAGGGUAAAAAUAGAAGAAACUGGCAACCGGUAUGUGAUAUUAAAUGCCAUUAUUAUUAUUUUAUUUUAUUAAGAAAAAAGAAAAAGGAUUAAAGCUCUUCUUCUCUUCAAAACAGCUCUUCAAUUUUCUUCACUUUUCUUUUUCUUCACAAAAGAAAUUAUUUUAGAUGAGAGGCUACAAACUCAAGGAAUAAUUUGAUAAUAAUCAAAGGUAAAUUUCUCUCACAAUAGAUAGAUCUCCCACACAUAUAUACAGUAUUUUUGUUUUAGUUUUCACUUAAAAAAAGUCUUUGUGUGAGUAGAUUUCUUUCUCUCUCUCUCGUAGUGUUCAGUGAUCAUCAACACCUCCGUCCAGCAAUCGUCCUUAGCUCCGACAAUCAUCGUCGGCCCUGUGAGUCGUCCCCUGCUUCGAUUUUGCUCCAGCUGCAUUUAUGUUUGGGUUUCUCGGCACCGAUCUUGCUAUAUGACCAUCCAGUAGUUUAGACUAAUUGAACAUUAAUAGACUCUCUUUAUAAGCUACUCUUGGUUCCUACUCAUUAAACAUAGACAAUGAUGGGAGCACCUUUUGGGUAAGGUUUUUCUUAUUCUCUUAUGUCUUGUACAUCUUGUUUUGCCUGUUUAAUUUUAAGAAGAAAAAAUAGUAAAGCAAGGGAAGCAACUCUUUUUCUUAUUCUUGCUUUGCCUCCCAAUUCCAGAUGGACUAGAACAAAAAAAAAUUUGUAAAGUCUCACUCAUAGACAAUUAAUUUCGUUUUUGUCUAGAUUUGCUAGUACCCCAUUUAUGCAUUUCAUUUUUUCUCUUUUGUACUUAGACGCACUGAUGAACGCACAAGGUCACACUUUUCAAAAGCCCUUUACAAUCAUGGUUUUUUCUCUAUGUAUAUCCUUAGUCACGCAAAUGCAACUUAGUUUUUUGUCAAUGUAAACAAACUAUCGUGGUUUUCUUUAACAUUAUUCUUAUGUAGUUUCAUAUUUUAGAAACUACAAUCCAAUGUUAUAAAGAUUAACAGAGGCAUCGAAAAGCACAAAAGAAUACUUAAGCAUUAGGCCAAUUCCAAAUAGGUACCGCUCCCAGCCAAUUCCUCAAUUGGCUAGCCCCUGUAUCCAAGAAUCCCUUCAUCACCAUUGAUAUAACAUAUCGAUGAUUGAAUAGGGGUUGUGUGUAGAUAUUCAGGGUCAUAUAAUAUCAGCCCCUUGUCAUUUCCUGUUGUAGAGUGUAUUUUGAUGAUCGUAUACAAUUUUGCUAUAUGAGUUUUGUUCAAUUCUCUUGGUUUUGAUUUGGGUUUUUUGAGUUUUUCCACUUUUAAUGUUUCAGAUCUUUGAAAUUUGCUUUGUGUUUUUCACACUUUUCAAAAACCCAUUACAACUCGCUAUCAAAGUUUUUGACAAAUAUUUUUUACCCAUAGUUGAUCGUUCGUACUAACUCCUUUAAAAAUGCUACAGUGCAAUCUAUUAUUUGCUUAUUGUUGUAUUCUUUUCAGCACUAGUAGUCUAGUAUUCUUGUUAGAUUACAUACAUAUUGCCAAGCCACUCCUCAAGGUCAUUGUUUUUAUUUUAAUGGAAUUGUUUUCAUUUUUUAAUGGAAAAAAUUGUAAAGUUUUUCUUCUUUUCAGAAGCGCUCUUCAAUUCUGUUAAGUUUUCUUUGACUACGUUAAAAGGAUUUGAUCAGCCAUGGCAUAAUAAAACUGAAGGAUUGAUAAUAACGAAAGGUUGUGAAGAAGAGUCUCCCUAAGCCCGCAUCGUCCGAGUUCAUCAAGUGAUCUAAUCCUCUGAAUUUAAAGUUUCAAUCGAUCUGUACCUAUCUCCACUCAACAAACUCCAGCAAUUUGUCAGGCUGCGAAUUUGUUGCAGUUAUAUAAUGAAAAGAAUGGGGGAUGCUACAGAUAGGGAGACAUCCUUUAUUUGUAGUCGAUGCUCGCCGGGUAGAGUUGUGUCGAUUAUUAGUCAGCUUAGCAGUGAGCAAAAAACUUUAGUUAACGAAAUUGGAUUUGGUAACUUAUUGGGUUUAAAGAAAUGUAAUUUGAAGAGGAAAUUGAUCCAGUGGUUGGUAGAUAAUUUCAAUGUAGAAGAUGGUUGUUUAAGAGUCCAUGGAAAAGUGUAUGAAAUGAAUAGUCAUUUAUUUUCAUAUAUUACUGGUAUUCAUGAUGGUGGGGAACACUUAUCGGAUUCCAAAUCUGAUAAUUGUAAUGAUGGGCGGAUAUUGAUCUCUCACUUGGAAGAGAAGUUGAAAUGCAACAACAAGACUGAUAUGGGGUUUGUCCAUCAGUUCUUACUUUUUAUUGUCAGUGUGUUCUUGAUGCCUAACACAACAGUUUAUGCGAGUCGGGAUUACGAGGCUCAAAUAUUAGCAUUGAAGGAUUUAGCCAAUGUGCGAAGAAUUAAUUGGGCUUCAAUGUCGUUUAAGUAUCUCGUGAUGGGUUUGAGUGCAUUCAAAAGAAGUAGUUCAAAAUAUGUUUGUGGUUGCUUGUACUUUUUGCAGGUUUUCUAUCUUCAUCAUGUGCGAUGCAGUGAAUCAUUUGUAGACAGAAGUUUAUGUCCGAUUUGGUGGUGGUCUGAUUGUGAAACUAAUAAUAUGAUUGAAUGGAUUGAUAAGAAUGGGGGAUUAGGCUCUUCGACAAUAAACAUGCGAGAAAUCUUAAGUGCAUUCGACAUGGAUAAUGUUGUUCGCAGCCUCUCCCAUCUUUGUUGUAGGGUUGAAAAUUUAGAGAAAGUUUACUUAGAAUUACAACCCAAUGUUUUGAAGGAACCUAGUAAAGUCUUUUAUUUUGUUAUUUUUUUUAGUGAGGUGUUAGUGGAGAAUCCACAGUUUGUUGUGCAAAGAAUACAUUUUCUAAGUUUAAGGCCACACCAUCAUGUCCAUAGAAAGAUAAUUGAUGCUUAUUCAAGUUUUUUGUACUUUAUUCAUUUGAGAAAAUUACGGUCGAGCAAUACAUCUAAUGGAAUUAUGUUUCUCCCCAGUUUUUAUCCUGGACAGCUCACUCGCAAGAGUUUUUGUGAGAUGGUUGUUAAAUGGUGUAAAUGUGGUGAAGAAGAGUCAUGGAAAACAUUGAUUGUGCGGAUGGAAUUGGUAGUUGUUCCUCUGAUGGACGUGGUGAACAAUCAUGUGAUUUUGGUUGUAGUGAAUUUAAACAAAAAGUUUGUGACAAUAUGGGAUAGUAAGGACGAUUUGAAGCUACAUUUGCAUAAGCAGGAAUUAGUGCUUGAACUGUUAGAAGUGCUUGAUGAUUUGUUUUUGGUGGAAGUUUGGAACUGCUUUGGCGUUGGAUGGAAAUUUUCAAAUUCGAUGAUAAUUCCUGGUCCAAGUUUACCUCAGCAGACUGCAGUUAGUGAUUGCGGUGUAUUUGUGAUAAAGUACAUGAAAAUCCUUUCUGAAUGGAGGAACAUGUGUGCAGAGUUUGACCCACUUUCCGAGCGACUAGCAGUCUCACUGGAGUUGGUGGCUGGAGAUAAUAAUCUUGUUAAAUUUACUGUUUCUAAAGAUGCUACUGAACACCAUCAACAUCAACUAAGACAAGGAGACAUUAGUAGUAAAAGGCAGCGGUGUCGUUCUCCAAAGAAAUUGUUGCCUUUAUCCAAAUUUUCUAGUAAGAAAAAACGAAGGAGAUAUUGGCAAAGGUUUGCUUCAUACAAGAAAACAAGAAAAUGAGUGAAAGGGUACUGAUUAUGUAACUAAUAAGUUUAUAUAAUGGUAAAUGUACUUUCAAUUUAUAUGAGUCCUAAGUAAACGUUGGAGAAGUCUAUUUGUUUUUCUUAAUAUUUAACUGUGGGCCUUUUUGUUUUAAUGUUGGAAAUGUUGAUAGGUAGUCCAUUGUAUGGUAUGAGGCUUCUAUUUAGUUUAUAAAUGUGGAUCACUUGCUCAUCCUAUGGGUACUAUGUGCAAUAUGAUGUACUAAGACAUUAGUUACAACUCCCUACAGUUUAUUUUAGGUUAUAUCUUAUGUUUAUAUUUGCUUUUGAG